Molecule: messenger RNA, 3207 nt
Organism: Daphnia pulex (common water flea)
Lineage: Eukaryota; Metazoa; Arthropoda; Branchiopoda; Diplostraca; Daphniidae
Product: extensin-2-like
Exons: 10
Coding region: 1734-2753 (339 amino acids)
Source: RefSeq, a predicted model, not a curated record
AUCCGAGCCGAGUCCUUUCCUUCUACAUUCGGUGUGAAGAGCAAAACGCGAAUUUCAACACAUUUUACUGCUUAGCAACGUAAACAAAGCGAGUGUCAAAACAUCGUUUUACUUGCGCAUACUUAAUUGUAGCAGAAACGCGUUGGUCAUGCAACAGGAUCUAUUUUUCCCCUUUUGUUUAUGCAGCAUCAAACGACACGCGAUAGGUUCCGGCGGUCAUCAACUAUUCAAGAUGGUAGACCUGUCAAUGUAAAAGACAGGCUAAAGACCCAACCCCAACAACGUCAACCUGAAGAAAGAAAAAUGCCUAUUUCCAUGUCGUUCACGCUUGAAGGUCACGAGAAACAUUACGUAAAACUGGCAUGCAGUGGUGUAGAGGUUGGGUGAGAAUGACACGUGUUGCUUCAUUAUCAAGCAGACCCAUCCCCAGCAACGUCUACCUAAAGAAGGAAAGGCCAGUUUGCAUUUCAAUCGAAGGUCAUGGAGAUCAUUACGAAAAGGUGUCAUACAGUGGAGAAGAGGUUGGGUGAGAACGUUAAUUAUGGCGUUGUGUUGCUGUUGGUUGUUGUAUCGUUGAUGUCGACCAUGAGAGAAAGUCUUUUAAAAGGAAAGAAAAAGGGCAACGGAAGUCAAUCGAGUGAGCAUCUCCGACCGGCAGCAGCUGCAUUCUUCGUCGUAUCAUCAGGUCACAAUCACGGUCUGGUUAACUAUGCUGUCGUGCUGCUAUUGGUUGCUGUAUCGUCGAUGGCUGGGUGGACGGAUGGUGUUCCGAUGUCUCCUGGAUAAGGCGGAUACCAAACCGCACGCCGCCGCCUUACUACACAACAACAUACGCAACGACCAGUUACUACACCGAGGUUGCACUGUUGGGUUUACAGUUAAACCACCAAGGAUCCAGAUUAUUACACCACAACUUGUGCUGCUCCUCGAGCUACACUACCAAGACGCUAAAGUACUACACCGAGGCUCCCAAGUACAACACCACCAAUGCAUCUGAGACUACGCAACUACGUAUGCUGCCCCAAACAACGACACCGAGGCUUCAGCUUAUUACACCACCAAAGCUGUCGAAUACUACACAGGAGCGCCCAAGUACCAUAGAAAUCAGUCGAGUUCUCUGACACCCAACGCGGCAGCCCUGAAGUUUCGAAUAAACUUCGCUUCAAACAGUGAAACGGCGAAGAGUGAAGACGAAUUCUACUGCAAUCCCGUCGAAUUGAAUAGCAAAGACAACACAUUCGUACGUGUACACCGCGUAGUUAAACUUGACAUUGUUGGUCGGAAAGCCGAACUUGACGAUGGCCGUACCAUCACCUACGAUAGUACGAUAAGUGCGUUAUUGCCACAGGUAGUAAACAAAAAUCUUUUCCAAUCCCUGAGCGGUGCCCUUAAAGAUGUCCACGAGCACGUCACGCUGUCCCCCAACAUCGAUGGCGCUAACACAUGCCGAGUCCUCUAAAUGUUUAACCAAUGGACAACCGAGAAGGUGAAAGCGGAAAGUGUUAAUGUGUUGCCCAAAACUUAUGUUGAGGCUGAAAUUUUGGAAGACGACGAGGUUGCAUUGAUCUUAUACGAUGGUCAAAAGAUUUAAACUGACCAUGGCGUCUCUGUUGUCGGUUAGGACGCAAACACGGAUUUGGCUGUCGCUUCUGGUUUGGAAAUAGAUUCGAAUUCCGGUGGUUAUCGGGUCAAUACCGAGCUCGAAGCACGAUCGACCAUCUGGCUGGCCGGAGAUGCUGCCUUCUUUUGUGAUAUCAAAUUGGGUCGUCGUCGUAGGGAAUAUCAUCACUUUGCUGUUGUAUCAGGUGAUUGGCUGGAGAGAACAAUACUGGCAACUAAACAUGGAUGAACAACUGCAGUGUACUCUUCCCAAGUGCUUUCUUCUUCGUAUUAUCAGUACGCAAUCGGUUGAUGAUGGUGUCGUGCUGUUGCCGUUUGUCGUAUCGUUGAAGGCUGGGUCGAUCACUGGUGUACCGAUGUCUCCUGGGUAUGGUGGAUACCAAAGCACCACACCGCUGCCUUACUACACAACGACAACAUUCGCACCAACCGGUUAUUACACUGAGGCUCACAAUUACUACAUCACCAAGGCUCCAGAAUAUUACACCGCAGAUAACGCUUCCCCGAGCUACAUCAUCAAAGAUCCUGAGUACUACACCGAGGCUCCCAAGUGCUACACCACCAAGUCACCGGAGUACUACACGUAUGUUGCCCCAGCUUACUACACCGAGGUUUCCAAGAAUUAUUUAGUUCCUAGCUACUACACCGAGGCUCCAACUUAUUACACCACCAAAGCGGUUGAAUACUACACCGAGUCACCCAAUUACUGCACCACCAAGGCUCCAGAGUAUUACACCACAACUUGUGCUACCCCGAGCCACUACACCGAAGCCCCGAAGUAUUACUCUGCCCCAAGCUACACAACUGCAACUGAGGCGGCCAAGUAUUACGCAGCCCCGACUAACUACACAGCGGAUGUUCCUUCGUACUACGUUGAACCGGAAUACUACACCGAGGCUCCAGUUUACUACACCACAACCUACGCUACACUUUCUACACACUACACCGAGGCCCCUAUGUACUACACUACCAAGGCACCUGAGUAUUAUAACGCUACUUACGCUGCUCCGACCAACUACACCGAAGCUCCGAAGUAUUACUCUAUCCCGAGUUACUACACCACUGAGGCACCUGAAUAUUACACCACACCCUACGCUUCUCCAACUUACUACAGGGACGUUUCUGAAUACUAAAGUUGAAUUUUCAAUUUUAAUAAUUAUGUUCAUAUUUGUCGGUCAUAUCUCAAUAAUUACUAGUCACUGGGAAUUGUUGAUCUUAAAAAAUAAAUAAAAUAUUGUUAACCUGGGUAAUCAUUUUGUACGACUUGUCUUGCCACCUAAAAGCCUUUGACAUUGACACGUUUUCUGAUUUUUGUUGGAUCUUUCCUAUUUCGUAUGUUGGUGGUGACUAUUGCUCUAUUCGCUCUGCAUUCCGACAUGUUCUAGUGUUUGGACGAACUUUAUUUACAGGGCAAGAUUCGAAAGAAACGUGGUGUUAACUAAAAAUUUUCGAUGUUAACAGUUCUGUUUUUAACUUAAGUUGGGGUAAAAAAAGGUGUUGUAGAUAAUGUUUGGUUUGUCACAGCAAUUUAUUUGAAGAAUCUGAAGAUGAUCAGUCACAAAAAUAUACAAGUCUUUUUUAUUACAA